Cladocopium goreaui is the source of this 213-nucleotide messenger RNA. The record is from the annotation of a GenBank genome assembly. Lineage: Eukaryota; Dinophyceae; Suessiales; Symbiodiniaceae.
AUGCACAUGGCUCCAAAGAAGGAGACACAGGACAAGUCCCUGACGAAACCGCUGCUCAGUUGGGAGAAUUGCUGUGACCCCUACAGCUUCGGCGCUGUUGGGAAUCAGGAGUGCUGGCUGCACUUGGCUUUGGAGGAACAACGUGACGAUUUGCAUGAGGUCGACAUGGAUGCAUACUUUGUUCGCUGCUGUCAUGCUGGAACCGGAGGGUGA